AUGGCUACCAAAACGGACUUUUCAACACCGGACAUACCCAUGUCCGAGGCAACCUUCUAUGUCUCAUCCUGCACACGCAUCAACGCACCAGCGUCUCUAGUCUUUCGAACACUACGUAACACCGAGACGUGGAAAGAUUGGAAUCGCUGGAUCCCCCGAGUGACAAUCACAUACCAGCCCGACGACGAGGACGACGCCACUGUAGCCGAGAUCGAAGAGCUUGUUCGUAACACAUCCAUCGCCGUCAGCUACGACUCGGAAAUCACAGAUGGCGCGGCCAACCCUAACAAGCCAGCCCAGAAGAAACCCUUGCCUCCUGCCGUGAACGAACUGCAAGACGACGGCCAGGGUAGAAGAAGUUCUGACGGCUUCCUCUUCCCGCCUGUCACACGACAACGUCUGGCCAGCAACGCGGGCAGACGCCUCUCCGAGCAAAUAGGACGCCCAAGCACAGACAGCACCCACUCACGGCCCAUGUCUCCAGCGUCAAACGGUCUGUCGGGUGCGCAAAAGUACCAAGCCGCGCAAGAGGCGCGCAAAUCAUCACUUUCAGCCGAAACUGGCGACACAGGGAAGGGCGGUGCGGCAGUCAUGCUCGAAGCCCCAGGCGACUCGUCGAUAUUGGUGCCCGCACCACGCAACACUGCGUCCACGGCGCUAGCGCUCUCGCACCGCAAAGACAAGACGUCACAGGAAGCCCGGCGCAAGAGCUCCAGUGCCCGCCGACAACUGAACAUAAAUGCAUUGUAUGGCGAACCCAACGUACGCAUCCAAGUCGGCACGAAGAUGACAUUCCACGUCAAAAUGAAACUUCCCCAUUUCCAGGAGGUGCGCGAGAUGAACAUGGUGGUAAGCGAAGUGUCUCGACCGGACGAUCCGCUCGAUGAGCCCGAGCCGGGCAGUCUCGCGCGCGCCAAUACACAUACGGUCUCGAAAAGCGGGGUUUAUAGGCUGGUUUGGGGGAUGGCGAACACGUAUAAUCCGCCCAAGAGUUUUCCCAAGUUCUUGUUGCAGGCGCAGCGGGUGCAUGAGAUUCGGCCUAUAGUGCAGGGUGAUGGGAAGGAGGUCUGUGAGUAUUGGGAUUGGGAGUGCCAGAAGGGCAUGUUGGCGAAGAAAGUUAAGAAGGAUUAUGGUCCUUAUAUUCAGGAACGGAUGAAGGAAUGGGGUGAACGGUUGGGACAGUUUUGCGAGAGUAUGGGAGGAGCGGUGGAAAGGAGAGAUUUCAGCGUUGCUUGA
Exophiala viscosa is the source of this 1236-nucleotide messenger RNA. RefSeq lists its product as uncharacterized. The record is from RefSeq and is a predicted model, not a curated record. The coding region runs from base 1 to 1236 and encodes 411 amino acids. Lineage: Eukaryota; Fungi; Ascomycota; Eurotiomycetes; Chaetothyriales; Herpotrichiellaceae. The transcript has a single exon.